This is a messenger RNA of Sinocyclocheilus grahami, 1141 nucleotides long. Its product is annotated as probable fructose-2,6-bisphosphatase TIGAR A. NCBI's taxonomy places the organism in Eukaryota, Metazoa, Chordata, Actinopteri, Cypriniformes, Cyprinidae. Gene Ontology annotation, cellular component: cytosol. The record is from RefSeq and is a predicted model, not a curated record. Gene Ontology annotation, molecular function: fructose-2,6-bisphosphate 2-phosphatase activity. The transcript has 6 exons. Gene Ontology annotation, biological process: regulation of pentose-phosphate shunt; negative regulation of glycolytic process. Bases 229 to 996 code for a protein of 255 amino acids.
AAAGAACCGAUUUGUGAAAUUGAAUCGAACCUACCAGCCAUGCGUACUAACUUCCGGCUAAUAAUGUACAGAGAUAGCGCUGUCGGUGCUUUCACCUCAAAGUAGCAAAUAUUAGGCGCCUGUUUUAAAAACGCAAGAGGCGUGACAGUUUGUGAUUGACUCUGGGCGCAAAGGAUGAACAUCAUAUAACCUCACGACGCUAUUAACGGCAUCUUUAUAGCUGCACCAAUGCUCGCUUUUGGUUUAACGAUAGUCCGACAUGGUGAGACGCAGUGCAACAAAGAUGGCCUUUUGCAAGGUCAAAAAAUUGACUCUCCGCUUUCUGAAAUUGGGAUACAGCAGUCUGAGGCUGCUGGUCAGUACCUCAGGGAUGUAAAAUUCACAAAUGUGUUUAUCAGUAACAUGAAACGUGCCAAGCAGACUGCAGAGAUCAUCGUGAGGAACAACAGAACCUGUCAUGAUAUAGAACUAGUAGCAGAUCCAUCACUUAAAGAGAGAAGUUUUGGUAUAGCUGAGGGAGGUCGAGUCAUAGAAAUGAAAAAUAUGGCUAAAGCAGCCGGACAACCUUUACCAGAGUUCACGCCACUUGAGGGAGAGACCAUGGAGCAGGUAAAAGUGCGAAUCAAGGAUUUUCUCAAGGCUAUGUUCCAUCGAAUAGCUAAUGAAUAUCAAGACAAAAUACAAGAUGGUGAAACAUCCCUACCAGAUGAAACCGAUAGGGCUCCAGCAGGACUUCCAGAUGAUGGAGUCUUGAAUGUACCUGUCCAUGCCUUGGUGGUUGGCCAUGGGGCUUAUAUGAGCAUAGCUAUGAAGUAUUUCUUUGAGGACCUGAAGUGCCCCAUGCCCCGUGGUUUAGACCCUUCUCAGAGGUAUUCCAUCUGCCCCAACACCGGAAUGUACCGAUUUCUUAUCACUUUGAAAUGUAGUAAUGCAGAUCCUGCACUUUCAGAUGUGAAAUGUGUGUUCAUCAAUAGAAGAGAUCACAUCAAGGCUUAGAAUUAGAUUAAGAACAACAGUUUUAAAAUUUAAAAGGAAAAAUGUAAGAAAUGAACAGUUUACGUGUGUUAUGCAAAAAAAUAAGUCAUAUUGUAUUCAAGCACUUUGACCAGAUUACAAAAUUUUGUGAUAGACAAACUUUUGG